AGGAACCCACCUGACCUUCCCCGUAGUCUCCCAAAAUACUAGGGGCACCCUUCCUUAUGUUUUUCUCCAAAUCAGCCAACAAAUACAAACCCACCAUUCUUUUCUCUAUUCCUCCCAUCCUAUAUAAAUAAGCUUCACCCCAUCAACCCAAUUUAAAGCUUUAAACUUCAAUCAAAUUAAUCAACCAUAAUCUUCAAAUUAAUAUUUCAAAGUUUUGUGAUUAAAAAUAACAAAAAUGAGUUCAGCAAAAAGUAGAGCAUGGAUGAUAGUUGCAGCAGUACAAGGGAUGAAAGAUCAAGGAUUUACAAGGUGGAAUUAUACUAUUAAAUCUCUUAAUCAACAUGUUAAGAACAAAGUUAGAUCCUAUUCUCAGGCUAAAUUGAUCUCUGGGUCAUCUUCAAUUUCCCAGAAAAUUAGGGAUGAAAAAUUGAAGCAGUCAGAAGAAUCUAUUAGGAAAGUCAUCUACUUAAGUUGUUGGGGUCCUAAUUAAUUUAUGAAUUGUAAAUUUUCUGGUUCUUUAGAGAGUUGCACACUCAGCUCGUACAGGAUAAUGAUGUGGUCGAGUUUCGGGCCGUGGAUUCGAGGGCCGGGUAUAGUAUCCAACAACCCCGAACCUUUACCAAUCCGGCUAGUUUGCAUUACGUAAUCUAUGGAUGCACUCUCGGAUUCUGAUAAUAUUGUCUUGAUUGUAUAUUACGUAUUGUUAAAAAGUUUCCUUUCUUCUCAUUAAUCUCACAGUUUCAAGUUUCAACUUA
Messenger RNA from Spinacia oleracea (spinach), 755 nucleotides. RefSeq lists its product as uncharacterized. Lineage: Eukaryota; Viridiplantae; Streptophyta; Magnoliopsida; Caryophyllales; Amaranthaceae. The record is from RefSeq and is a predicted model, not a curated record. The transcript has a single exon. Bases 236 to 490 code for a protein of 84 amino acids.